GGUUCAUUGAUUCAGCGAGUCAACAACAAUGUCCGAAUGAUACCCUUCUGUUCGUUUCGUGGCAAAGAAUGAACGAGAUUCGACUCAAAAGAACGAUUCGUUAACGUCGCUUAUGUUACCCUUUAAAGCAGAGAAAAGUUUGGUAGGUGGAUCCUUUGAGGUGGUUUUUAAUGUAUCCCCUUCACGAUAUUACAGAAACGCAUGCCUUCAGUCCAGUAGAGAGCGGUAGUGAGCCAGCUACCGAGCUGCAUCACAGAAACUAUAUUGUUGUGCGCAUGCGCAGUAGCACCAGAUGUGUCCCUUCUUUUGUGUCAUGUAAUAAUCUUCUCCAGAAGAGCACAUGAGCUGAAGACUGUAAUAUGGUGACAGUUCCAAGCAACUGCCCUACUGUACCGCUGUCCAAUGGACGCAACAUUCCCAUUCUGGGUUUAGGAACAUCUCAUGAUGGAGGUUACAGCCAUGAAGCAGUGCUCUGUGCUCUACAGGAGUGUGGCAUAAGGCAUAUAGAUACAGCCAAGCGUUAUGGUUGUGAAGAGGCUUUGGGGAAAGCUGUGGUUGAUAGUGGAGUACCACGAGAGGAGCUCUGGAUCACCACCAAACUAUGGCCUGGAGAUUACGGCUACCAGAGCACCAGAAAAGCCUGCCAGGACUCGUGUGCCAGGCUGGGGGUUGAUUAUUUAGACCUUUAUCUGAUGCACUGGCCGGACUGCAUGGUUCCAGGCGUCUCCAGCCGUGAGGUUCGAGCAGAGACGUGGAGAGCUCUAGAGGAGCUUUAUGAUGAAGGUUUGUGUCGUGCCAUCGGAGUGAGUAACUUUCUCAUACACCACUUAGACGAGUUAAAGGAUCGUUCUGGAAUUGUGCCUCAUGUUAACCAGGUGGAGUUUCAUCCCUUCCAGCAGCCACUGGAGCUGGUUGAAUAUUGCCGGAAGGAGAAUAUUGUUUUUGAAGGCUACUGUCCUUUGGCCAAAGGUCAAGCUCUCACUCAUCCAUCAGUCAUGGAGAUCGCCCAGAAACACGGCCGCAGCGCGUCACAAAUAUGCAUACGCUGGAGUAUCCAGAAUGGAGUUGUCACAAUUCCAAAGUCCACCAAACCAGAAAGGGUCCGUGAAAACUGCCAAGUUUUUGGAUUCACACUAACAGCAGAAGACAUGGACCGGAUUAGAGAUUUACACACCAAUCAGAAGCUGAUUCAUCUCACUUAUCCAAUCUGGAAAGGAUAACCUAGCAAUCAGAAUGCAGGAUCAUGAUGUCCUGAACUCACUGUGAAAGGAACGCUUUCUUUAGAAAAUGAAAUCAAGGGAUUCAGUGAUUUGCAUGCUGCUGAUGUCACACAUGCUGUGCCUUUUGAAAACUGGUACUCGGGGGUGUUGAGACUUAAUAUUUGUUAUGGUCUUAAUAGUAACAAUUAGUACGGAGAGCAAUUUUGUGUGAAAACUAACUGCUAGUUACACUUCAUAUCCUCAAACAUCAGAUGUGACAGAACCACUGGUAAACACAGUCAAGUUGACAUUUAAUACACAUUGUAUUAACUGUUAUGACAUGUUCUCAUUUCCCCUAUGAAUUGUUUUCUGUUAUGCUGAAAUGUGUCAAAUUGUUGGUUAAAGAGUUUCUCAGAAACCGCUCCGGUGAAACCAUAAUAAAUGGAGCCAGCACACAUCUUUAUAGCAGUGUUACCAAUAUUGUUUAUUCCAUCCCUCUCAUUUAGAGUCAUUGUUGAACACAAGUUACAUUUUCUUCAAUAUCACAGGUUUCUGUUCAUUUUUUAUCUUGUCCUCUUAACAUCCAGUUUCACCUCCCUCUCUCAUUUUAAACAAACAAAAAAGCAGAUUGUAUUAUACAAAAAUGCAAACCAAUUUUCACACAGUGAAUUCUUUUACAAAGUCAUAAAAUGGCGUAAUAAUGGCUACAUCCACAUUGGAGUAAGA
Messenger RNA from Carassius auratus (goldfish), 1925 nucleotides. RefSeq lists its product as uncharacterized. The record is from RefSeq and is a predicted model, not a curated record. The transcript is spliced from 7 exons. NCBI's taxonomy places the organism in Eukaryota, Metazoa, Chordata, Actinopteri, Cypriniformes, Cyprinidae. Bases 360 to 1220 code for a protein of 286 amino acids.